This is a messenger RNA of Saimiri boliviensis boliviensis (Bolivian squirrel monkey), 2311 nucleotides long. It is a transcript of the gene SELENOO, whose product is annotated as selenoprotein O. The record is from RefSeq and is a predicted model, not a curated record. NCBI's taxonomy places the organism in Eukaryota, Metazoa, Chordata, Mammalia, Primates, Cebidae.
GCGGGGCUUCCGGGCGGGGAAGGCCGGCUUCCGGUGGGAGCGGCGCCGCGGAUGGCCGCGCAAAGGGUCGCGGUCUGCGCUUCGCUAGCUGUUGCCCGUCUCCUGCUCCUCGGCCGCUGCCGCGUGUCGCCCGUGCCCCGCUCUGCGUUGUCGGGCGCCGCCAUGGAGCCUGCGCCGCGCUGGCUGGCGGGACUGCGCUUUGACAACCGCGCUCUGCGCGAGCUGCCAGUGGAGACGCCGCCUGCCGGUCCCGAGGGCGCCUCGACCACGCCGCGGCUAGUGCCCGGGGCCUGCUUCACCCGCGUGCGGCCCACCCCACUGCGGCAGCCCCGUCUCGUGGCGCUGUCGGAGCCCGCGCUGGCGCUGCUGGGCCUGGGGGCGCCGCCCGCGCCCGAGGCCGAGGCCGAGGCCGAGGCCGCGUUGUUCUUCAGCGGCAACGCGCUCCUGCCUGGUGCCGAGCCCGCCGCGCACUGCUACUGCGGCCACCAGUUCGGCCACUUCGCCGGGCAGCUGGGGGACGGCGCCGCCAUGUACCUAGGCGAGGUGUGCACGGCGGCCGGCGAGCGCUGGGAGCUGCAGCUCAAGGGCGCCGGGCCCACGCCCUUCUCCAGACAGGCCGACGGUCGCAAGGUCCUGCGGUCAAGCAUUCGGGAGUUCCUGUGCAGCGAAGCCAUGUUCCACCUGGGGAUCCCCACCACACGGGCUGGUGCGUGCGUCACAUCUGAGUCCACGGUGGCGCGUGAUGUGUUCUAUGAUGGUAAUCCCAAAUAUGAAAAAUGCACAGUUGUGUUGCGUAUAGCUUCCACUUUCAUAAGGUUUGGAUCCUUUGAGAUUUUUAAGUCCGCAGAUGAGCACUCAGGGCGCGCAGGCCCCAGCGUGGGGAGGAGCGACAUUCGCGUGCAGCUGCUCAACUACGUCAUCAGCUCCUUCUACCCUGAGAUCCAGGCUGCUCACGCCAGCGACAGUGUGCAGAGAAAUGCCGCCUUCUUCCGGGAGGUGACGCGGCGCACGGCGCGGAUGGUGGCCGAGUGGCAGUGCGUAGGCUUCUGCCACGGCGUGCUUAACACCGACAACAUGAGCAUCCUGGGGCUGACCAUCGACUAUGGGCCCUUCGGCUUCCUGGACAGGUACGACCCCGACCACGUGUGCAACGCCUCAGACAACACUGGCCGCUACGCAUACAGCAAGCAGCCCGAGGUGUGCAAGUGGAACCUGCAGAAGCUGGCUGAGGCGCUGCAGCCGGAGCUGCCCCUGGAGCUGGGCGAGGCCAUCCUGGCCGAGGAGUUUGACACCGAGUUCCAAAGGCACUACCUGCAGAAGAUGCGAAGGAAACUGGGCCUCGUGCAGGUGGAGCUGGAGGAAGACGGGGCGCUGGUGUCCAAGCUCCUGCAGACCAUGCACCUGACCGGUGCUGACUUCACAAACACCUUCUACUUGCUGAGUUCCUUCCUGGUGGAUCCGGAGUCACCGGGCCUGGCGGAGUUCCUGGCCAGGCUGAUGGAGCAGUGUGCUUCCCUGGAGGAGCUGAGGCUAGCCUUCCGGCCCCAGAUGGAUCCCCGGCAGCUGUCCAUGAUGUUGAUGCUGGCACAGUCAAACCCGCAGCUGUUUGCGCUCAUGGGCACCCGGGCAGGCAUCGCCAGGGAGCUGGAGCGUGUGGAGCAGCAGUCUCAGCUGGAACAGCUAAGCGCGGCCGAGCUGCAGAGCAGGAACCAGGACCACUGGGCCACCUGGCUUCAGGCGUACAGAGCCCGGCUGGACAAGGACCUGGAGGGUGCUGGAGAUGCUGCUGCCUGGCAGGCCGAGCGUGUGCGUGUGAUGCGCGCCAGCAACCCCAAGUAUGUGCUGAGGAACUACAUCGCACAGAACGCCAUCGAGGCUGCCGAGCGUGGGGACUUCUCAGAGGUUCGGCGGGUACUGAAGCUACUGGAGACCCCUUACCACUGCGAGGCAGGGGCCGCCACAGAGCCCGAGGCCACAGAGGCCAGAGGGGCAACUGGUGGGCAGCGUUCCUACAGCAGCAAGCCCCCACUCUGGGCAGCAGAACUGUGUGUGACGUGAUCAUCGUAAUGGCCUCGGCAUGCUCCACAUCCCUGGAGUCCCCCGAGGCCCCAGUGUGUUGCUGAGUGGCCAAGACAGUGCCAGGCUACGCCCUCUGUGCUGGCCCACACACACUUGUCUUUCCAUGAAGGCAGAGACAUCCAGUCAGGACCUGACCUGUCUCUGUCUGACGCUGGCUCAGCAGGGCAGCUCUACCACCCACCUGGCCCCUGGGCACUGGACCCAGGCUCGUAAGUAAACCAGCAUCUCCCUC